This is a messenger RNA of Macrosteles quadrilineatus (aster leafhopper), 2751 nucleotides long. Its product is annotated as protein numb-like. Lineage: Eukaryota; Metazoa; Arthropoda; Insecta; Hemiptera; Cicadellidae. The transcript has 14 exons. The record is from RefSeq and is a predicted model, not a curated record. The coding region runs from base 234 to 1928 and encodes 564 amino acids.
UGGCGAGUUCUACACAUGGCGGACAGUUGACAAUAGUGUAACGGCUUUUUGGCGCUUAGCUGUCCCUUAGCCGUUGAUUUCGCGAGUUUCGUGUCUAUUUGUGUCGUUUUCGCGUUAAAUUCUUCCGGUUUUGUGUUAAGUUUAGUGCUGUGCUGUAUUCCAAGGAAGGGGUUGAUAGGUAUUAUAAAUUACGAAUCAGUGAUUAUUAGUUAAAUUUGUGAUACUUCUGUGCAAUGGGAGGAACUCAAUCGACGCACGAGCCUUUGGAUAGAUCAAGGAGUACUUCGUUCAAACGACAUGCCAGCUGCCGACAUUCUAAGGGCCGCUCCCCUCGUAGGAUGGACCGACUGCGGCGGAGUUUCCGUGACAGUUUCCGCCGCCGCAAGGACCACGUUCCCGAGAGCUCCAAGCCUCAUCAGUGGCAGGCAGAUGAGUCGGCUGUGAAGGCAGGCACUUGCCAGUUCCAUGUCAAGUAUCUCGGAUGUGUUGAAGUUUUUGAGUCAAGGGGAAUGCCUGUGUGCGAAGAAGCGCUUAAAGUUUUACGGAACUCUCGGCGGAGACCUGUCAAAGCUUUACUUCAUGUGUCAAGUGAUGGACUAAGGGUAGUCGAAGACGAAACCAAGGGACUGAUAGUGGACCAGACGAUAGAGAAGGUAUCGUUCUGUGCGCCAGACAGGAACCAUGAUAAAGGGUUCUCUUACAUUUGCAGGGAUGGCACCACUCGGCGCUGGAUGUGCCACGGGUUCCUGGCACUCAAGGAGUCUGGUGAGAGGCUAAGUCACGCUGUGGGAUGUGCGUUUGCCGCUUGUUUGGAACGCAAGCUGCGACGAGACAAGGAGUGUGGUGUGACGAUGAGCUUUGACACCAGCAACAACACGUUCACUCGAACUGGCAGCUUCCGACAACCUACUAUCACGGACAGGCUCAGCGAGAAACAGGAGAACAACAAAACCAACUCUGAAGUGCCAGUAGCCACGGUAGCGCCUCAGACGCAGACAACACCUAAGCCUAUCAGCAACCCUCAUGCGAUAGAACGACCCCACGCCAACAUAGCCAUGCUACAACGACAAGGCUCCUUCCGCGGCUUUAACCAGCUGAACCAGGCGAGUCCUUUUAAGCGGCAACUCUCGUUGAGGAUCAGCGACUUGCCGAGCAAUUUGGAGCGAACUCGAGCAAUGAGUCUGCAAGUAGAUGACUCAAGAACUCCAGCACUUAUACAUCUGAAAACUCCAGUCAGUCCCAUACCUGAAGUGUCACCACACAGUGACAAAGCAGACCCUGUCAGUGCCAUGUGUCAACAGCUGUCUCAGGGACUGUCAAUGUUAUCCAACAAUGAUGACUUCCUUAGUUCUCUCAACAAGCAGCCGCCAGUGUCAGACAGUGUUGCAAAAAAUCUGUUUCCAACCAGUUCUACCACACCGGACUUGAAAGCGAACAUGAGCGCCCACAAUGACUCAAUCCUGUCAUCAAUAGACACGCUGAAGCUACAGAACUACAACAACAAUGUGAACAACGUGACUAACAACGCCACCCCUGCCACUGUGUGGUCACCCCCGACAGCUCUGACGCCCCCCGCCACCCCUCCUCUGCCAGCCUCACCACUCCCCCCCGUACGCAACCUGCCUCGCCCAGACCAGUGGCUAGGAAAGGUGGCAGCAGUGACUCUCUCUGGCAACUCCCCCGCUAUGAGCAGACGAACACCGAUGUUGUCUCAUCAUCUUCGUGCACAUUCUCUCGGGUCGGCUGAAUCAUAUUACUCGCAUCAAAAUACAAACGGCACAACAGACCCUUUUGACGCUGAGUGGGCAGCUAUAGCGUCGAGAAACGGCCAAUCACAGCACAGCACUAAUCCCUUCCUGACCAACAGCCCCACGAACGGAGCUACGCCGACGACCGCACCUGUUAAAGCUUUCCAAGUACAGAUGUGAGGGCAGGCCUACAGGCAUUAGACAUGUAGCUACUUGUGUUAUCGGUUUUCCGCUCGAUCGUUUCAUUUUAAGCUUCCAAGGUAUGAAAUUUCACAGUUGUGUAUGGUUGAUGAAAUGUUUCUAAUUAAAUAGAAAAGAUUUUACCUUAAGUUUUGCGCAGGUACUAUUCUUUUACUUUUUCAACACAAUUUAAAAGUACUUAAUUUCAUUCCCUAAGUUAUGUAUAAAAUGAAAUGGAAAUUAAAAAAUAAAACUUUUAAAGUUGAAAUGUUAUAUUUGAACAACGGCUUGUAUGUCUUAAGGACAGAUUGUUAUUUAGUCAGUAAGUUGUAGAUUGUAAAAGACGAGAAUGUUGUGAGUUAACAGAUAAAUCUAACGAUGUUGGUAACUAAGAUUUUCACUUUGUUAUCUAUUGAUAUUUAACUAAAAAUUUUAGUAUGUUGUUAUUAUAGUACUCUAUUCCAAAUUCACUUUUCAGUGUGGCUUUUGCAUUAUGUGUUUUUUUUUAGGUAUUUACUGUUACCGAUCUUAUUGUUGUAAAGCUUCAAAUAACUGCUGUAAUAGCUGUUUUGUUCUGAACAAAUUUUGAAUGCAUUAUUUAUUUGAACAAGUUGUUAAACCAGACCUUAUAGCAUUAUACCUCAAUAGCUUGCUCUGCAAUAUUUUCAUUCAAAUCUAGCAGAAAAUUAGUUUCUUCCCAUUUAAGCUAUACUUAAAUUUGAAUUUGGCAGAGUACAAUAUAAGUAACAAAUUGAGAUACAUAUCAUGUAUAUUGGAGGUGCUUUCGGUCCAGAAAUACAUUAGAAAUUUUGAACUUAUUAAA